Priapulus caudatus is the source of this 1749-nucleotide messenger RNA. RefSeq lists its product as uncharacterized. The record is from RefSeq and is a predicted model, not a curated record. Bases 1 to 1749 code for a protein of 582 amino acids. The transcript has a single exon. Gene Ontology annotation, molecular function: nucleic acid binding; zinc ion binding. Lineage: Eukaryota; Metazoa; Priapulida; Priapulimorpha; Priapulimorphida; Priapulidae.
AUGGCCAAAAUAGCCAUCGAGUUAGUGGGAUUGUCAGCGUUUGACUGUGGUGGCCAACAGACAACAGUGGGACCACGUUGGACUGUGGAGGCGAAAGGUGUUGUGAAUGAGGCCCAGGAGAAGGCUCUGCUCCUCCAUUCGGUGGGGUCUGAUGUGCAAGAGUUGUAUGAGACAUUGACUGAUCCGGGGCCAGGUGUCGGUGUGGUAGAAGAUACUGCAAGCUCAACCCAGAAGGUGAUCCGAACACUUGACGCACAUUUUAUAGUGAAACGCAAUGAAACAUAUGAACGGCAUGUGUUCCGGGCAAUGGCCCAGUCAAAAUCAGAGACUGUCGAUCAGUUGGUAGCCCGAUUGAGGAAACAAGGGGCGUAUUGUGGUUUUGCAAAUGUGGAGCAGGAUAUCCGAGAUCAGAUCAUUGACAAGUGCCAAUCAACCAAACUGAGGCGUAAGCUGUUAGAAAAGAGUGAAUUAACCUUGUCGAAGGCGAUGGACAUUGCUAGAGCUUUAGAGUCGGUAGAAAACCAAAUGAAGGUUAUGGACUUGGCAAGUGGUCUUGAGACAAGCACAAGUGGCGAGGUGAACGUGGUAAAAAGGCGAGAGUGGAAACAACCGAGCAACAAGUCGGGCAAAGCGUGUUAUCGAUGUGGCAAUGUCGGACAUUAUGCGCGAGACGAGUGCUGUCCGGCAAAGAAGGCGACCUGCGACAAGUGUGGGAAGGUCGGACAUUAUGCAAAAGUGUGUCACACGAAGCUGCCAGGGACCAGUGCCGGUGGAGAUCGCCAGGGCCGCAGUGGAGAAGGCCAGAGAUUCAAGUGGAAAUCGCGUGUGAAAAACAUGAACUUAGUGGAACCCGACUCAAAUGAUGAGGACUCAGACGGGGUGAUGGGUAUGUACUCGAUACAAGAGGGCAAAAGACCCCCGGUGAAGGUUCACAUGAAAAUUGAAAAUGUUGGUCAAGAGUUGCAGGUUGAUACAGGGGCCAGCGUAUCAGUAAUGCCCGCCCGCAUGUAUCGUGAAGAGUAUGCUCAAAUUCCGUUACAAAAGUGCAAUGUGAAGUUGACGGCCUAUGGUGGCCGGGCAUUGAAAGUGUUGGGGCAAAUGAUGGUGAAAGUUGAGUACCAAAAGACAGAAUGUACACUACCCCUGGUGGUUGUAGACUCAGAGGGACCCUUGUUGUUGGGUAGAAACUGGCUAGCUCACAUCAAGCUGAAUUGGGCUCAGAUCUUUAUGGUUCAAGGUACAUGUGAGUCCAAAAGUGUGGAAGAAGUAGUGAAGCAACAUGCCAAGUUAUUUGAGAGUGAGUUGGGAACAGUAAAAGGGUUCAAAGCUGACAUCAAACUGAGGGAAGGAGCGCAACCCAUAUUCCAUCGUGCAAGGCCGGUGCCGUAUGCCCUAAGGGAUAAAGUUGAGGCCGAGUUAGAUCGCUUAGAGGCAGAAGGGGUGAUCAAAAAGGUGAAAUCAAGUGAUUGGGCAUCACCCAUAGUGUGCGUUCCAAAGAAGGAUGGAGCGAUUAGAAUUUGCGGGGAUUUUAAGGUGUCCGUAAACCAAGUACUCAUAGACAAUCCCUAUCCAUUACCUGAUAUGGAAGACAUGUUCGCGACCAUGGGGCAAGGUACAGUGUUUAGUAAAAUAGACCUGUCGAAUGCGUACCAGCAGAUGACUCUGACCGAAGAGUCACAGCAAUAUUUGACCAUUAACACGCAUAAGGGGCUGUGUAACGCAGGUUUUAACGUUACUGUUUUAAGUUAA